AUGAGCGAGCAGCAGUUUCCCGAGAGUCUGGCGUGGGUGGAGCGCGGCUCUGUCCUCAUUCGCCGCAUGAAUUCGGAGCGCAUCGCUGAAGAUCCGCGUGUGCGUCGCUUUCUGCUCAAGCUGUCGCUGCCUCCGUCGCCCACCGAGGUGACGGCCAUGGAAGCGAUUGCAGAGGAAAAUGCAAAUGGCGACAACGAGGAAAAGAUGCCGGUACCUUCACCGCCUCCAUCUCUGCUUCUGGAUGCCCAAGAGAGUUUUGAGGCCAUUGAGGCAGCCAAGGAUGCCAACGACAUCAAGCAGGAGAGCGAGAACACAGCUUCCAACACAUACAGAGUAUUGCUGUGGACCUACAGACUGCAGGCAUCGCUACAAAGUGCCGUACAAUACGCACUCUUCGCCAAGACCAGCGAGGACGGAUUUUUCAUUCAAAUAGCCCCAAGGGUUUAUUGCGUGGCGCCGCCACAUAUUACAACGUUCAGUCGGCUUUUGGGUGCGUACUCGUCAGCGCGUAAUUGGAACGCGGCGGUGAAGGUGUUGGAGCAGUUAGAUUCUCAGAUGUCGAAGAGAUUCGAAGACGGCGCGUGUGUAUUUGACUGCGGGUUGUUUGACGGAGUAAAGAGGAUGCACCACAAGUCGCUGGUGUUUGACGAGUUUUGCGAUGGACGGAUUGCUUCCAUCUCGUACUGCCGCGGACCUAUUCCAUCGAUGCAUUCCGGGUUCGUGGUAACCUCGACGGUGGCGGCAUGGCUGGACUUAAAACCAUCGAACGUUGCCAUUUUACUGGCGCCAAAUAACGAGCAAAUGAGCGUGUUUGCGACGUGUUGUACGCUCUACUGCAACGAUGCGUCCUCGUUCCCUGAGAACUUUGGAAAUGAGCUGCUCAGCGCGUAUCUGCAUCAUAUCAAACUCGCAGAAACGUGGCCGGCUAAGCUUCAGCGAACAUUUAGCGGGAAUGACCCGAAAAACGCAGCAUACACUGGUGGAUUGCCGCGGCCUCAAGCGCGGUACAUUGCGGAUUUUGGCAAGUUGCUCGAGAUGCGUGACCGGAAACUUUCAGAGUGCGCCGACUUGCCAGCUCUGGAGGAGAAAAAGCAGAAGCUGACGGGAAUCGCCGUGACACCAGCCGCUCGGCCGAUCUACAUCCGCCAGAUUGAUUUAUUUAUUUUGCUAGAACUACAAGUUGUCGAGGGAGAAGCGGGACUCAAGGAAGACGACAAGGGUGUCGUCACUCUAAGCCUCGAAAAGGGAGACUUCGACUGCAUCUCCUCGACGUUCUCACUACCCAAACAGUUCACGGUCCGCAUCUUGUACUCACACGACUCUAGCGCGUUCCCUGCAAUGGAAUCACCUUUGCCCAUUCGACAAAUGGAAGAGAUCACCUCGGCUGGUGCGUCGUCGGCGGCAGCAAACGGUACCGCAUCUCAUAGCAGCUCAUUUGCUGCGCAACGACGGCGCGAUAGUGCGAAGGCUCUGCGGUACGAUGGCCCGAGUGCUGUCACCUUCCUGUUGGGCCAACGUGAUGUCCGGACGCCGUUCGGAGACCUCACAUUAGAGAAAAUUGAUGUGAUCCGGAAGGCGCAUCGAAACCGUGUGGACAUUUAUCUUCUUUUCCACGUGGAUGCUGGCCAUGGCCAAACGAAAGUUUUGCCACUGCGUCAUUUGUUCCGCUUUGCUCUUCCGGAUGCUGUUCGAGAGAAAGUCGUCACGAUGGGAGCGAGUGAAGAAUCAUUGGACGAGAACGUGCCAUCUUCUUUUGACGUCGUUGCAGGAAUAAUGCCCUUCGACGAGGAGUACGCACGAUGGCUGCAGCACUUGUAUGAAACUGAUUUGGAUACUCCAGGAAAUAAUAACGACGAUGAGUUUGUGAGGGGAAUUCCAGUGACUGACGUUCAGCCUAGCUUAGACUAUCGUAUCGUGAGCAUUGAGACUGAAGUGAACGAACCGCCUCCUCCUGCUCGAGACCAGCAAGGCCGCCGUCCUCACACCACGAAAGCCCGCGGCGCGUCAGCUUCGUUGAUCCACCAGCUUCCAACGUACACCUUCAGUACGGCCAAAGAACACAACGACCAAGGGAAUCCAGAUUGUUUGAUCUGCCGCUGCAGCUUCGAAGUCGGCGAGGAGAUUAAAUCACUGCCGUGCUUUCACUCGUAUCAUUCCGACUGUGUCGACUCGUGGCUGUCGCUGAACAAGGUGUGUCCAGUCUGCCAAUUCAGCGUCGACCAAACGCAGCUCUAA
This is a messenger RNA of Phytophthora infestans T30-4, 2235 nucleotides long. RefSeq lists its product as uncharacterized. The record is from RefSeq and is a predicted model, not a curated record. The coding region runs from base 1 to 2235 and encodes 744 amino acids. The transcript has 11 exons. NCBI's taxonomy places the organism in Eukaryota, Oomycota, Peronosporomycetes, Peronosporales, Peronosporaceae.